Molecule: messenger RNA, 841 nt
Organism: Betta splendens (Siamese fighting fish)
Lineage: Eukaryota; Metazoa; Chordata; Actinopteri; Anabantiformes; Osphronemidae
Gene: apoa2
Product: apolipoprotein A-II
Exons: 5
Coding region: 16-585 (189 amino acids)
Source: RefSeq, a predicted model, not a curated record
UUUUAGGAGAAUAUCAUGCACGCUGGACUUUGUGUGGUCCCCCCCUAUAUCAUCCUGGCCAGAUGUGAGCUGCCUGCUACAGACAACUCGCCUCCGGAGAAGACUGUCACUUCUUGGAUCUGUACAUCCAGCACAGCCGCAGAGAUGACUGCAAAAUAUGUUUUGGCACUGGUCCUCACUCUGCAGGUUUCCAUGAGCCUGUGUCAAGGUCCCGAACCGUCAAAAGAGCUGGUUGGUAUUUACAGUGGACACAGAGACAACUUCUACAAGAGGUUGGCGGUCUUUGCGGAGCACCUGCAGGAGGUCUUCUCUCCUGUGGUGAACGCUUUCCACUCGGACCCCAGGGGCCAGGCAGCCAAGGAGCACGCCGACGCCAUCCGCGAGAAGCCCGAGUUCAAGGCUUUCAUAAAGAUCGUCCAGAACCUGGCGAAGGAGGCAGAGCCCCUAGUGGAGACGUUGCGUUCGAGGGCCCUGGGCGCCUACGAGCACCACCUGCGCGAGCACAUCGGGCCCUUCCUGAAAGACAGCAUCGACAACAUCAAGGUGGUCCUGGAUGAGGUGCUGCCGGCGCAGAAGAGCGCGUAGGAAGAACGCCGACUGGAACGAGCCACGCGUCCGCAGCCGCAGCAGUAGAUGAUAGCUGGUAGAAACUACACCUGAUUAGACCGGAGAGGAGCCGUGCACAGUGCAAACACCUUUAAAACCUUGAAGAGCAGAGCAAACAUGUCAGCGCCGCCCAUCGUGCAUGUGCAGUGUUCUUUGUUUGAUACACUAACCAGCAUCUGUGUGUGAUCAUGUAUGUAUAUGUGUAAAUGUGUUCAAUAAAGUGAAGUGGAAACUA